UUUGCUGAACCUUCACAACGACAAAAUUCUGACUGGUUGAAAGGACCUUGUGGAGGACAAUUACAGUGGCCAAUCACCGACUAUGUGACUGAAGCUCUUGACACAGGGAUGCCAUCUUUACCAGGGCCAGUUACCAACUGCAUGACUAAUGCUAUCGAAGGACCAUCAGCUGUAAACCAUGAGAAAUUUACCCUUGGUGCUUCUGUUGGUAGUGAAUUGGAUAGUUCAUUUCCCGACGUGUAUGAGUUCUUGCUAAGCAUAGAAGAUGUAAUCACUGUACCGGCAGAGGGCACCUCUGGAGCGCGGCAUAGUGUUGACCCUGUGAAAUCUGCAUCACUUAGCUUGCAACCAUCUGUUGCUGGUGGCAACCGAAUGUACAAUCAUCCAGUCACUAAAGUCGGGUCGCUGGAAGAGCUAAUGAGCAAGCAGUUGGUUGGAGCCUCUCAAGCAGGUCCUGUUGUUAACACUGCAAGUUUUCCACCAUCAGUUGUCGAUCAUAUUGGAGUCCAUGGUUGUACAGCUUCUAGCACUGGCACUACGAAUGGUCUUGAGAGAGCCAUGGGAGCUCCCGAGGGAGGUUUUCCUGUUGAUACUAUGCAAUUACCAUCAAUUCCUGGCACUAGUGGCAGUGGAACUUAUCCAGGCGUAAAAACUAGCAUCAAAGACGAUAACAUCUUUGAUUUAGAAGACCUAUUCCCAGAUGACAUAAUUGGUUUUGGCAAAUAAUAAUCUGUUGCUGGUUUCAUUAGAACAACCACUGCUUUCAGUCCAUGAAGUGAUUAUCAGUUCCUUCUCUUUCAGUCACUACUCAUGUAUGUGAUGAUCUUUGGAUUGGUAGUAUCAUAAAAGUGUCUGAAAUUAUGCGCUGAUAUAUCUUUCUUGUUUCAAACAAUGCAAAUUUGGGGACGGCUUGUGGUAAAUUCUAGAGGAUCUGUUGCCUGAACAUUAUCGACCCCGGUGAUUCUGACAUCAUUAAGAAUUGCCUGGUGACCAGUGAGGAAGCCAUUCUGAAUCUUGGAGAAUUGAGCAUUAGUUUUUUCAUAUGAGAAGAACAGCUAGUAGAUGAAAAAUUUACUUCAUUGUGGUUACUGUCAAGAUAGUCUUGAUGGUAUUGGAAUCAAUUUUUAAUUUACUAAAUGGACAAUGAUUUGUUGUACCAUAUUUGACACUUUUAAGUUGUUAGUUUUUGGAAUGUGCAACUCCUAGCUUGCUGUGAACAUUCACCAAGUUGAAUUCAUCUGAAAAGCACUUGGAUGAUUUAGCACAACCUUGGAAUUUGGCAGGUCAAAUCUUGUUGGAGUAAAAAACAUUUUG
Molecule: messenger RNA, 1314 nt
Organism: Lycium barbarum (goji berry)
Lineage: Eukaryota; Viridiplantae; Streptophyta; Magnoliopsida; Solanales; Solanaceae
Exons: 2
Coding region: 109-726 (205 amino acids)
Source: RefSeq, a predicted model, not a curated record